Molecule: messenger RNA, 2167 nt
Organism: Pecten maximus
Lineage: Eukaryota; Metazoa; Mollusca; Bivalvia; Pectinida; Pectinidae
Product: COMM domain-containing protein 5-like
Exons: 7
Coding region: 216-830 (204 amino acids)
Cellular component (GO): nucleus
Source: RefSeq, a predicted model, not a curated record
UUUGAACUCGAAAUAUCACUUCCGUAUUUUGGGGGAGGCACAUGAUAUUAGGCCUAAAUGCCAAUCUAACGUUUGUUUUCCAUUUCAUGAAGAUAUGUGCAGGAUUACAUGACAAGAAUAAUGACACUCUGUAUGGAAUUCACAUAACUAUAUUUAGUUGCUUGAUGGAUAAAGUUAAGUGGAAAUAAUUUAAAUAUAUUCUGAGCUGUGCAGUGAUGUCUAUUAUUCAAGUGAAGGGAAGCGGGGGCAGUGUGGCAGCCGACAGAUCCCCAUUUUAUGGCGGCAGGGUGCCCCCUGAGAUCAAGGCCAUCAGCAAACCUAUGGCUAAGAUUGAUAAACAAACUUUCAGAAAAUUGUUACAAAUGAUUGUUUCCUCCAUGGAAGGAAAACGAAUUGAUAGCUGUUUGCUGAAGGAAUUAGAACAUGACAUUUUCAGUGAGGAAGUCUUGAGUAUCGUUUACACUGGUUUGUACUCCCUACUGAGACGGGCUAUAAGACUACCACUAACUUCAUUGAAACCAGAGAUGUUCAAGGAGGAUAUCAAAGAAUUAAACAUUCCUGAAGAGUUUCAUAGUGAUCUUGCAAGUGUUAUAUUUGGUUCGAGGGGGCCACAGAUUAAUGCAUACUGCCUAGAGAAUCAACCUCGACUACAGAGAUUAGACUGUCUCAAGUGGAGAGUGGACGUAGCUAUAUCCACAAGGAAUUUUGUGGAAAAAAAACCAUUUUUUGUUCCUGUUGCCAAAUUUCAUGAACUACGAUACAGUGUUGCUUUUGUUCUGAAAGAAAUGGAAGACUUAGAAAAACGAAGUAUUCUAAAAAUAAAAGACUAAAGGUUCUGAAUAUUUACAUGGACAAUGCAGUUAUGAUGUUUUAAUAUGUGCUACCAAUAUGUGAAACUUCCCAUGGUAUCCUGGGAUCUAGGAAUGGAUCAUAAGUGUUAAUAUGUGAAUUGGUGUGACAGUUUGAUCAUUAAAGAUUUUCCACUAUCUGGUAACAUAACUGGUCAGUGUUAAUUUUACAGAGGAACAUUUAUGUAUGAUGUCUCCUGACUAGUACAUGUAGGUAUAAAGUAUCAGGAUUUCAUUGGGAUCUUAUGCCUUGGUGCAGCUUCCAUCGUCCUGCUUUUAUCAUCCAGCGUCCAACAAUUUAACACUACUUGUCAUGAACCACUGAGCAGAUUUAAACCAAAUUUAGUGUGGAGCAUCCUUGGGCGAAGAAGAGCCAGUUUUUAUUUGUUACAAACCUUUUUCUGUAUGCUUUAAAGAAAUUGGUCCAUAUUUAGUCUGAAGUAUCCAUGAAAGAAGUUGGUCCAUAUUAAGUCUGAAGUAUCCAUGAAAGAAGUUGGUCCAUAUUAAGUCUGAAGUAUCCAUGUGUAAAGGGGAACACACUUGAAUAUAAGUUGGCUCUGGGCCUGUAGAGACCAGAUAUAUAUUAUUACUUUGAAAUCCCUCUUCUUUUGAAGAAACAAAAGGAUUUAGUCAACAUUGGGUCUCAAGUCUCCUUUGGUGAAGGAGAACCAAUAUUGUAUAAAUGAUGAACUUUGCCCACUACGGGCCUGAGGAGCUCAACAGGGGAAAAGUUUACCAGAUUGGUUAACAUCCUUCUUCGGCUGUAUGAAUGAAAAGAUUUGGUCCAUGUCUGGUCUGAAGCAUCCUUGGGUGAAUGGGAACCAAUUUUGUAUGAAUUAAGGGCUUGGCUUCCUAGGAACCUGGGGGAUGGGGCAAAACAGGGAAAAUAUAGACCAGAUUGGUUAAAAUUCUUCUUUAUUAAUGACAGGAUUUGGUCCAUUUUGGUCUGAAUCAUCCUAAUGAGUGAAGGGGAACUGAUUUUGUAUAAACCAGGUCUAGCCCCCUAGGGGCCUGAAGGUUCAGGCCCUAUAGUGGAAAUAUAGCAAUUACUUAAACAUCUUUCUUCUGUAGAAAUGAAAAGGAUCCAUAUUUUGUCCUUUAGUGAAGAAGAAAAUGUGAGCUUGGCUCCCUCUGGUCCGAAGGGCGAGGUCAAAUACAGGAUAUAAAGCCAAUUCUUCAGAAUUCUUCUGUAGAAAUGUAGAGUGUUUUACCUUAUUUACUGCCAUAUCCAGUUGAGUAAUACAGGCCCUCUGGGUUUCUUGUUAGAAAUGACAUCAAUUCACUUAUGUUGUUUUUUGAAAAUAAAAUCUCCAUUCUGA